Messenger RNA from Armigeres subalbatus, 1939 nucleotides. It is a transcript of the gene eIF3l, whose product is annotated as eukaryotic translation initiation factor 3 subunit L. The transcript has 2 exons. NCBI's taxonomy places the organism in Eukaryota, Metazoa, Arthropoda, Insecta, Diptera, Culicidae. Bases 130 to 1746 code for a protein of 538 amino acids. Gene Ontology annotation, molecular function: protein binding; translation initiation factor activity. The record is from RefSeq and is a predicted model, not a curated record. Gene Ontology annotation, biological process: translational initiation. Gene Ontology annotation, cellular component: eukaryotic translation initiation factor 3 complex; cytoplasm.
GUGACAACCAAUGAAGAUUUUUCGUUUUAUCCUUUCCACUGUACGCUGGAAAUUGCUUGGCUGCGUGUCUAGUUUUAUCGGUGAAUUUUCCUGGUUUUUAUCGUGAAAACUUCAUUUCCGGGUGCAAAAAUGUAUUCCAACGAAAACUACGCUGAAGAGGGCUAUGACGACUACGGAUACGACAAUGGAAUGGUCGAGGAUGGAAUGUACGACCGGUCAUACUAUCCGAUGCACGAAGACGUUAAGAAAUUCUUGGUUUACUUCUGCAGCGUUAUUAAGGGAGGCGUCGUAUAUGAAAUCCAAAACUUGUAUGAAAACACUUUCCCGAAACUAAGCGAGCAACACUUCGAGAAAAAGGCUUGGCCAAGCGAGGAUGAAGUGGCUCAUCUGGUCGAUAAUGAUAGCUUGUUCAUGAUCCUGUAUAAGGAACUAUAUUACCGCCAUUUACAUGCAAGAAUUCAAGGUGGACCGUCGCUGGAGCAACGUUUGAGCUCGUUCUACAACUAUUGCAACUUUUUCAAUUACAUUCUUCCUUCAAAGGAACCGGUCCAGCUGGAGCUGCCUGAUAUUUGGCUGUGGGAGCUGAUUGAUGAGUUUGUCUAUCAAUUUCAAAAUUUCGCCCAAUACCGUGCCAGAUUGACCGAUAAAUCGGAGGAAGAAAUGGACAUGUUGCUAAAUAACAGCAAUAAGGUUUGGAACAUUCUGUGCAUUUUGAACGUUUUCCAUUCUUUGGUUACAAUGUCAAAGAUAAAAGAUCAACUUGAGGCCGCUGCGGCUGGCCGUGACCCGGAAGAGGUAGCUGGAGAAUUCGGACGCCAUUCGUUCUACAAAAUGUUGGGCUACUUCAGCUUGGUUGGUCUAUUACGCGUGCAUUCGCUUCUAGGCGACUAUCAUCAGGCCAUCAAGGUUUUGGAACCGAUCGAGAUUCAUAAGAAGAGUCAAUAUUCGCAUAUUCCUGCUUGUCAAAUUUCGACAUCUUACUACGUUGGAUUUGCAUACAUGAUGAUGAGACGCUAUUCGGAUGCCAUCCGCACAUUCUCGUCAAUCCUGUUGUACAUCCAACGUACCAAACAGUUGUACAGCGCUCGUUCUUACCAGAAUGACCAAAUUAACAAGCAAACUGAUCAAAUGUAUCACUUGCUUGCGAUUUGCUUAGUCCUUCACCCACAGUGCAUUGACGAAUCUAUCCAGCAAGUUCUUCGUGAGAAAAACUAUCACGACAAUAUGUACAAGAUGCAGUGUGGCGAUUUGGAUACCUUCCGUAACUUCUUUGUGUUUGCAUGUCCCAAAUUCGUGUCUCCGGUACCACCACCAUCCGAUGCUCCGGUCGAUGAUUACGUGAAAGAAGCUUUGGAACAUCAAACCAACGUCUUUAUGGAUGAAGUUCGCCAACAGCAGGAACUGCCCACGAUUCGCUCAUACUUGAAACUUUAUACCACUCUACCCUUGUUGAAGCUUGCCUCAUUUAUGGAUCAUAUUCCCCAGGACGAAAUCGGGGAACAGAAAAUCGAAAACUUGUUGACGCAUUUGUUGUGCUUCAAGCACAAAAUGAAAAACAUUGUUUGGACUAAGGGUGCCAGUGGCCUGGAAGGAAAAUUCCAGUCCGGUUCCGAGCUUGACUUUUACAUCGAUAAGGACAUGAUCCACAUCGCCGACACCAAGGUAUCGCACCGUUAUGGAGACUUUUUCAUUCGCAAGAUUUUGAAAUUUGAAGAUUUGAACCGUCGUCUGCACAACUUGAAGUAAAUAGCGUGAAAUAUUAUUGAAACAUAAGUGAAUAAGUGGACGAAUUGAGCAGAGUUGUAUGCGGGAAGUUUCCUAAACCGCAUUCAGUGUGACCAGAGGUAGUUCAGUAAUAUAUCGAUUGGAUAUUUGUAAUCAAUACUUAUAACAGAACGGAGACAACAAAUAAAAUGAUGGAUUUCCUACGGGAUAACAA